UGCGUUUUCUUUGAUUUUAACUAAGAAGUUCAGGCUACGUUUAUUGCAAGUAAUAGUUUCAUUAUUAUAGAGUUCUGUGAUACAAUUAAACGUUCUGAAUCAGGGACAACAUUAUGAAUCUGAACAUUUGCAGCAUCUUUGUUGUAUUUACGAUCUUUGCUACCAACCCUAUCUGUUUUAUGAACUUUGACCCUAAAGCCGGAAGCUGCGGCCUUGGAUUGUUUGAUCGGAUGAUUUUUUUUAGAGAAUGCCGCUUCACUCUUGUGCUUAAAAAUGGAAAUUAUUCUCUUUGUUUUUGAAAAGGUGUAUUUGUCAGUGGGAUAUAAAUUAAAUGUUGGCAUACGCCGUCGAAGUGUAUUAUAUAGACACAAUUAGUUACAAUGAACAACUGUUGAAUAAAAUUAAUUUACUGUGUUUUGCGAUAUCUGCUACGAGACAACGCAUCCUAGAUAGCUAGCUAACGUUAUGCGUUAAGUGUUGUAAAGGAUAAAGUUACGGAUAUACUAAAGUUAACCCUAGCCGAUUUGACGCAUUUCUAAUUAAGUUAGCUAACUUGGUUAGCUAAAUGGUGCCACCCGAUUUAACCCACUGUGAUAGCUAACGUUAUUACAACUCUUGCAGAAUAUUCAUCAUAGUAUAUCUAAAUAGUGUUAGCUGUAAUGCUAGAAAAAUAGUUAGCUGUUUAUAGAAAAUAUAAACGGUUUCCGGCAGAGUAAUGUUAGCUAAAAUUAAUUCUUUAACGUUGCGUGUUUUCGCAAAAUGAAUUGUGCAUGAAUGAGCUGACAUCCUGCCUCUCCAAACAGCAGACACGUCUGUUCUUGGCUAUCUAGCUAGUCGUUGGUAAUAGUCGCCCGUUGUGCAAGGGACAGUGUUUACUAGGCAGUUGGUUGUUGUCCUCCGCAAUUUUUUUGCUGUUUUCAUAGCUAGCUAGCACCAGCAAAAUAAAGAGCAUCAACAUUUAUUAAUUUAUACCAAGUCGAAGCAAUGGCUGCAGAUUUGCAAUCGAAGUACAGCAAGCUGGCCCAGGAAUACUCGAAGCUGCGGGCCCAAAACCAGGUUCUGAAGAAGGCCGUGGUUGACGAGCAGGGCAGCUCCACUUCUCUGAAGGACCAGCUGAAGCAGAGGGAUCAGAGCCUGCGCAAGGUGGAGCAGGAGAUGGACAGUCUGAGCUUCCGCAACCAGCAGCUGGCCAAGAGGGUGGAGCUUCUGCAGGAGGAGCUCACGGCCAGCGAGGCCAAGGGCAAGAAGAGCAAGCACAGAGGAGACUCGCCCUCCCAGCAGGGCCUGCAGGCCCAGAUAGUGUUUGACGAAGACCUGCAGAAGAAGAUCCAGGAGAACGAGAGGCUGCACAUACAGUUCUUCGAGGCGGACGAGCAGCACCGGCGGCAGGAGGCCCAGCUCCGGGCCCGUCUGGAGGAGCUGGAGCGAGACUCGGAGCAGCACCAGGCCGUGGUGGACGGCCUCACGCAGAAGUACAUGGAGACCAUCGAGAAACUGCAGAGCGACAAGGCCCGUCUGGAGGUCAAAUCACAGACCCUAGAGAGGGAGGCCAAAGAGUGUCGGCUUCGGACCGAGGAAUGUCAGCAGCAGCUGAAGAAGUAUCAGACGGAACUGAGCAGACAGCUGGAGAAGAGCAGCAGCGUCAUCCUGGAGAAAGUGCCCUUCAACGACACCAAGUACAGUGAUUACAACACUCUGAAUGUCCCUCCACACAACAGGAGACACCAGCUGAAAGCGCGGGACGUGGCGGGGCAGGCCGUGACCUUCGUCCAGGACCUGGUGGCAGCGCUGCUCAACUUCCACAGCUACACCGAGCAGAGGGUUCACAUCUACCCCCUGGACUCCUCCAUCGAGCCCAUUUCUCCCCUCAACCAGAAGUUCUCCCAGUACCUGCAUGAGAAUGCGGCGUAUGUGCGCCCCCUGGAGGAUGGCAUACUGCAAGUGCACCAGAGCAUCACUGAGGACACAGUCACUACGCUGGAAACGGUGGGGAAGCUCAAGGAGUUCUCAGAUCACUUCACAUCUUACACCUGUUUCCUGCAGAAGAUUCUGCCCUACCAGCUCAAAAGCCUGGAGCAGGAGAACGAGGCCUCUCUCUGCACCUCCGCACUCUCCUCCAAGAACAGAGAGCUGCAGAGCGACAUGAGGAAGAUGACGUCCGUCUUCGAGAAACUACAGAACUACAUCACCCUUCUGGCCCUGCCCAGUGUUCGCCCGGACGCCCUGUCCCAGAGCAGCUCCACAGCCGUCUUCACCCAGCUCGCCGCCUGUCUGCACGGCCUGCAGGACGCCAUGAGAGAGCUUUCUAAACACUACAGUGUCAAAGUCACCCUGGAGCAGGAGCUGCCCACCGUCACCCAGAAACUGAGCACCACCAACGAGUGCCUCCUGUCCUCGCUGGUGUCCCUCACCAGCUGUUCUGGGAAGAUCGCCACGUUCUUCAGCAACAACCUGGACUUCUUCGCGUCGUCGGCGGGGUACGGGCCGAGGGGCGGCGCGGGCGCCCUCAAUCCCCUGCAGGCGGAGAGCAUGCUGGGUAACAAGAAGCAGGCGGCCGCCUACAUGCUGGCGAUCAGGAAGCCCAGGCCGGAGUCGGUGCCGUACUCUGAAGCUCUGUCCAACCGCCGCGUCCUCACCAGCUCCACAGAGAGCCGGGAGGGCCUCACGCAGCAGGUGCAGCAGAGCCAGGAGAAGAUCGCUCGGCUGGAGCAGGAGAAGGAGCACUGGCUGCUGGAGGCCCAGCUGGGCCGGGUGCGGCUGGAGAAGGAGAACCGACGCAUCGCCGAGCUGGAGGCGCAGCUCUCCGCGGCCCUGGGGGGCUGCCCCGCCCCCCAGCCCCUCCCAACGGAGGGCACCGCUGCCCCGCCCGGGCUAGAGGAGGGCGACCCGGAGGAGAGGGGGGGAGGGAAGGACCCCACCCAGACCUCCAGCCUGGUCGGCAUGUUGACUGUGACAUCCAGCAGCGAGGAUGUACAGGAUGAGCAGUCGAGGGAGGAGCUGAUAAAGACCCACUACAUGGCCCGAGUUGGGGAGCUGACCGCGCAGCUACAAGUCUCCGACAGCAAGGCCGUGCACUUCCACGCAGAGUGCCGAGCGCUGGCCAAACGCCUGGCCCUGGCAGAGAAGUGCCGGGAAACUCUGACAGAAGAAGUGAAAGCGGCCAAUCGGAACAUCUCAGGCCUGCAGGACGAGCUGACCACCACCAAGAGGAGCUACGAAGACCAGCUGAGCAUGAUGAGCGACCACCUGUGCAGCAUGAACGAGACUCUGAGCAAACAGCGCGAGGAGAUCGACACGCUGAAACUGGGCAGCAAGGCCAAUUCUAAAAAGAACAAAGGUCGGUAGGACGCCCUGGAAAAGUGGACCCCUUCGCACAGGACAGGCCAGGGGACGACUGGGACUGCAGAGCAUACCGGCGCGUCUCCACUGCUGCGGGUGGAGAGGAGAAGAGAGGAGGAGAGGGGGAGAGAGGGAGAGAGGGAGGGAGGAGGGGCUGUCUCAGCCACUCCGCUGUGGGACCGUGGAGAUGAGGUCAGGGGCUGGGACGACCAGCGGAGGAAGCGGCCUUUUUCUGUAUCUCUGUACAAAUAUAAACACUGACUGUGAAGUGCUUCCUGUCGAGGGAGGAAACAGCUGCUUGGCUCCAGGCCGAGGGAGAGGAGGAGGAGGAGGAAGCACUCCUCCAGUGACAGAGGAGAGACUAAACGAGCAGCGCCCUUGGGUGAUCGACGAGGGCAAGACGGGGGUGGGGAGGCGGGGCCCUGCUGAUCACUCUAAGGGAGGGGGGGCGGGUACUGGUGUGUCUGUGAGUGUGUGUGUGCGAAAUCUAGCUUAUGUGUAUUUGUGUGCACUUUCAACUGUGGGAUGAAAUUAUGUGAAGUGUGUGUGUGUUUAUAGUUUGCCUCGGGUAAAAUGAUGUUUUUUUAUGUAUGUACUGUUUGUGAGAGCGUGUGUAUGCGCCUAUACUCAAAAAGUAUCAACUGUGAUAUUUGUCCCCACUCAACCACCUGAUUCACAGACCACCUGAUCCCUGCUCUGUCGCCGUGACAUCUCUCAUUGACCCAGCGGUUCCCGCUCUGUCACCAGGACAUCUCUCAUUGACCACGCGGCCCCGCUCUGUCACCAGGACAUCUCACAUUGACCCAACUGGCCCCGCUCUGUCACCAGGACAUCUCACAUUGACCCAACUGGCCCCGCUCUGUCACGGACAUCUCCAUUGACCCAGCGGGCCCCGCUCUGUCGCCGUGACAUCUCACAUUGACCCAGCGGGCCCCGCUCUGUCACCAGGACAUCUCACAUUGACCCAGCGGGCCCCGCUCUGUCACCGGGACAUCUCACAUUGACCCAGCGGGCCCCGCUCUGUCACCAGGACAUCUCACAUUGACCCAGCGGGUUCCACUUAGUCACCGGGGUGUCUCACAUUGACCCAGCGGGUUCCACUUAGUCACCGGGGUGUCUCACAUUGACCCAGCGGGUUCCACUUAGUCACCAGGACAUCUCACAUUGACCCAGCGGGCCCUGCUCUGUCACUGGGACAUCUCACGCUGACCCAGCAGUCAGGGAGAGUCCUCACAAGGUGUCCAUUGGCAAUGAAAGCUUUAAGUCUCCUGACAGAGAGAACAAAGGAACCAAACGUGUGCCCCUCUCUGUCAUCUUCCUCUGUAGCAGAUUCAGAGCGGUUUUUAUCCACAGGUGAUUGGUGGCUUCUGCCGGAGUUUCUCUGACCAAUAGGAAGCGCUGACAAAACAAAGUUUACUCUUAAUGUACACUCCAUUCAUAUCAUUGGAAACGCAGUACUGUGGUUCAGUGCACUUUUUUCUUUUAAAAAUAAUUACUAAAAAUACAUAGGCAUUUUAUUUCUUACUGGAAAAAAACAAAGAGUUUCCUUGUCUUGUUUAUUACCGAAUUGAUAAAAGUGCUGUUUUAUGUGGUUUAACUGUUCUUGAUCAGAAACAUCAGUAAUGUGAUCCACAAUAGGGGGGUAUUACCAUAGAUAUACUACCACGUCAUCUAUGGUAGGUACAGCAUGGUUACCACUGGUCUGUUGUUUGAGAUACAAGAUUAGUGGCUGCCCUGUUGGACCCAUGUGACACUGUUUCUGGGUAGGAGAAGAUCAGUCAUGUUUUAGGUUGUUUGUGUGUCCAUUCAGUGUUGAGUAUUACAACCUAUUAUGAUCACAUGUACUCUGUACGCUAAAAUAAAAAAGGUGGACAACAUGAUUGUCUUGUGACUAGAUAUCAUGGGAGGAACUGUUCACAUGCUGCAUAGCAUUUCAGAAAAAAGGCAUAUUGACACAAUGAGGCUCAGCCAUGAUGACAUCAUGUAGAUCAGCAGAGUUUAGUAAUGCAAAGGUUACUUUUUGAAAUAAUUUCCUGUCAUGGUUUUGGGAAGAUGAUUGCUUUGUCCUGCUUAUUAUAAGUGUUGUUAUUAUUAUUGUUCUCAUUAUUAUCAUUGUGUUUACUUGCCCUGGCUGUUGCUCGGCUGUCUCCUGACCUGGGUCACCUCUUUCCCAAAGGCAGUGAGUCAGGCGGGGUCUGCCUGUGUACGGCCCUGUGUUCGCUCCUAGCGUGUGUGACCGCGCCGCGCUCUCCAGUGAAUCACUGCUGGGCUCGAGGCCCCUGUGUGUGCUUCUCUCUGUUUGUUUGAGUUGGACGUUCCCUG
Molecule: messenger RNA, 5661 nt
Organism: Anguilla rostrata (American eel)
Lineage: Eukaryota; Metazoa; Chordata; Actinopteri; Anguilliformes; Anguillidae
Gene: ppp1r21
Product: protein phosphatase 1, regulatory subunit 21
Exons: 22
Coding region: 985-3345 (786 amino acids)
Cellular component (GO): membrane; early endosome
Source: RefSeq, a predicted model, not a curated record